Styela clava is the source of this 3749-nucleotide messenger RNA. RefSeq lists its product as uncharacterized. Gene Ontology annotation, biological process: regulation of translational initiation. Lineage: Eukaryota; Metazoa; Chordata; Ascidiacea; Stolidobranchia; Styelidae. Gene Ontology annotation, cellular component: cytosol. The record is from RefSeq and is a predicted model, not a curated record. Gene Ontology annotation, molecular function: translation activator activity.
GCUCAUUGUGUUGACGCUAUACCACUACUGGGGAAAUAAAUGCAGGAAUCAACUGACGAGGUGCCGCUUCCUCAUAAUUGCGUUACCCAAAAAUCAAUGUGCCAUUUUGGAUUACUUUAUGGAAAAACACACUCCAAUGUGUAUAAUGUCUACAAAUACGGUUGUAGCCUCUUCAGCAAUUGUUAAUAAUUUCGGCUUUGUAAUAACGAUGGAAGCAAUAUACCUCUGGAACGGCAAAAGCCAUUAAAUCCAGUUUUGCAGUAGCGACAGCUGCCGCCUAUUAUGACACUGCCAUAUUACAAAGCUUGCUCGGCCUCCACUAAUGUUGUGAUGCGCUACGCCUAGAUGCGCCGCAAAUUUUAAUUUCAAUCUGUUUCCCGUGGCGAGUAGACAUGAGUUUCUCGAGUUACCCCUGUGUGUUUCCCCGGGUACUAAGCAGCUAAUUUACGAUGUUACGGUACAUACCAACAUAAUGAGUAAAUUCAGAAAUUGUAAUACGGUAAACGCAUUUUGUUCCCAGUUUUGUGUUUAAUAAUUAACAGGAGCUUAGCUGCAAUGUUAUAGUGGUACAGUGUAACAUUCGGAUUUUAGCGUUUAUACUGCUGACAUAGAAAAAAAAUAAGACGACGUCGUUGUCUUCAUUGUCAGAUCAUUGUUUCAGUGUAUCAUAACGGGGUACUGUGGUGCCAACCGCAACAACGGAUCAGUGUGUAAAUGCGCGCAAAGUGAUACGUUACCCUUUGUAAUUAGAAUCAAAAUGACAGAACAAAAUGUUUUUAUUUUGUAAUUAUUUUUAUUGUCUGUUUACUGGUUUAUAUGACAUUGAGUAGCAGAAUAUGUUGAACCUUUUGUACAUUCUGACAUUGCUGCAUUCUGAUUUCAGCUGCUGAAUUAUCCUUAUUGCAAAGUCCCUGUCUAGACUUAGUGAUUUGUUAAACUAAUAUAGAAGUUUUGCUUACUUUCAAGUAGUCACUAUCCUAUAUUUUUGUGUGCUGUGCAACAGUGAUAUAAAAUAAGAGUAUCUCAAUGUCUAACUUAGGCUUUGUAGCAUGUGUAUUUAAAUAUUAUAAAUUUGUUGGGAAUGUUAUACUAUAAAACUUGUUUUUAAUGGUUAAUGAAUAGAAUCCAUAAAAAUCCCCAUUCUAACUAAAAAUCUAUAAGAUUUGGUAUCGAACAUAAAAGUUUAUUUUUAAAAAAUUAUGGAUGAUGUUAUAUACAAUUAUGAGGGCGCUGAAAUUUUUUUAUUAUUGUUUUCAUAGUCUGCUUAUUUUAAAUAUCUCUUUGCAAUUUGCCGAUUGUAUUCUGUAUUUCAAAGUUAUACCGCACCGCUAUUCUUCAUUUAUUCAUUCUUUUAUUUAAAGCUUUGGCUCAACUAGACCAUGGUUUUCAAUGAUAAACAAUUCUUAUUCCAAUUUCAGUAGCCAAAAGCAUUGAUGAAUUUCAUUGGAAAUUUUUUAUUAUUGAGUGUUCAAUAGCACAGAAACAUGGAAGAUGACAUAUUAUCAUCAGAAAUUGCGGAUCUUGAAAGUUUUAUCGACAGCUAUGUUGGGGAUGUAAAUGUUGAUCCGAUACCAUCAGAAGUGUUCACCAAUACAAACGCUAAACAUGAGGAUUUGAAAGAUCUCUCCGGUUUGAAACGUACUACUAGUCAACAAAGUGAAGAAUAUUCGGAUUUUCAGGAAGAACUUUUGCAUCAUCAAAACAAGCCAGAAAAUCUUCGAAAUGGAAAUUUAGAUGAACAGUUUGCAAUAUUUGAAAACUUGGAUUUGCAUGGCAAUGCUAUUCCAUCUUAUUAUAAUUCUAACAAUCAAAACUGGAAUCAACAUCAUUCUGGAAACGGGUUUCCAGAUUUCAGACAGAAUUUUCAAGGAUAUCAUGGACCUACCCAUCGAGACCUCCAGCAACAUUCUGGUCUACCUGGUCCCACUUUUCCAUCCUUGAUGUCUCUAACUCCAAAUUAUUACACACAUAUGUCAAAUAAUUAUAACCCCCAACAAAAUAGGCGAGAUCAACAUCCUCUUUCACCGAAAUCACCGCAGGGUAACUAUAAAUCACCCAAAUCUGGCAACAUGAAGUACACACCACCAAAAAGACAAAAUUCAGAUAAUAGUAUAUCUGAUACAGGAAGCUUUGAUGGCAGCUAUAAAUCUAAUGAAUCAAAGAACAAAGAUAAACACAAGGGACGCAGAGAUAAAUUAGGUUCAGACAGUGAUGACUGGAGGAGGCCUUACGAGUCAUUGCAAAAUGGCUCAAAAAAUACUCACCCAAUGAAAGCACAAUCUAAUAAAGAAAAAUCAAAAGUAGAACGCACUCAGUCAGAUAAAGGUUCUCGUACUAAUGAACCAAGGAGAAAGUACACUCCUCCUAAGAACACUGGAGAUAAACCAUUUCAUAGUCGCCAAAGUUCUAAUUGUAGUUCUAACGACGGUGGUAAUGUAUCUCAUUCAAAAUCUGUCUCUGGAAGAAGUAAGGCUGAAGUUAGGUCAUGGCUUAAAAGUGAUAGAGAUCCAAUCGAAAAGAAAAUAAAAAAUUUGGAAAUAUCUCAAUCUAAAGAUCUUCCAAAGUUAAUCAAUACAGCUCAAAAAUACAUAACAUCGGAAAGAAAAAUGCGAGAAGUAGCGGAGAUGGUAUGUAACAAAGCUAUGAGAAAUCCACUAUUCACAGAAAAUGGUGCAAAAUUAUGUGAUGAAAUGUCAAGACAUAUGAUAAACGGUAUGAACUUCCGAACUAUUGUUUUGAACAUUGUCCAGGGACAUUUUAAAAAUCGUCAUUGCUUGAUGAUGACAUCAAUAAAGAACCCAAGGGAUCACAUAUGGAUUGGAUUUACCACUUUUCUUAUUGCUCUUUAUCUUAAUUUACGAACCUCAUCAAAUGAACGAAUAAAAGCAUUGAUCAAUCCAAUUUUUGAUUGCUUGUUUCAGAUGUUAAAUGAAAAUAAUGUAACUCCUGCUAUUAUAAGAUGCUUUCGUGUUAGUUUGCAAAAAAUAGGUGCUAUAUUGGCAGAAAAAAAUAGUAAAAAAAUGUCCGAAUUAAUUUGCAUUCUUCGAGAUAAAUGCGUCCUUCCCAAUAAAUUAUCUAUAGAAGCAAGGCGUGAUUUGUUACACGCAUUAGAAAUUUACGCCAGAGGUUGGAAACCUCACGCCCUCGAUAAUGAAGUGUUCUACAAUGAAGAUAUGCAGUAGCUUGCCAAUUACUUAAUUAGUAUCAAAUUAUUUACACUUAAACAGUUGCUUAUAAUUACAUAAUAAUAAAGUACAAUUAUUACUAAUAUAAAAUUUUUCUAUUUAUUCACAAUGGUGCGCUUGCUUUGUGUUUAAUUUUAUUCUUUGUUUUUCAUAUUAUAGAUAGUACAUAUAUUGCUUAUGCUACGUUGUGUGUCUUUACUUUUUAUGCAUCUUGGUAUUUUACUUUUUUUUAAUUCCGUGAAUAGGAAUUAGUAAAAUUCUGAUUGAGUUCAUUUGGGGAAUUCAAAUACUCUCAACUUGUGUUCUAUAUUGAGUAAGAUCAAUUUAUUACAAAUAGUUAUUAAAAUGAAUUGUUCUGUCAUUUUCAAUGAAAGUCAACUACCAAUCAUUCGUAAUAUUUUUUAUUUUUGUGACAACUCAUUGUCCUCGGUAUUUUUCCAUUAAUUCAUCACUCCAUGUCCCAGAUACAAAAGUGUAGACAAUCAUCUAUACAUGAAUAAUGUCGAUAUUCUGCUAUAUGAGUAUGACAAUGAAAUAAAUAUAUAUUUUGCAUGUUUCUAACAG